AUGCGCGGGUUCCGGGAUGCCCUAGGCUAUGGUGACUUGUUGGACUUAGGGUUUUCUGGCCCUCAAUCUACUUGGUGGAAUUCGGAGACGCAGCUUAGAUUGGACAGAGUAGUCUGCACGCCUUCUUGGUGUGACAUUUUCAGUGAUGCUCGUCUAAAGCAUUUACCACCAAGCGACUCGGACCAUGUUCCGAUUCUGUUACAAGCCAGUACAGCUCCUUUGCCAAAACAGCGACAUCACCGUCGCUUUAAGUUUGAGGCUUACUGGCUACAGCAUGGAGAGUGUGAUGGGGUGGUAAAAGAGGCUUGGUGCACUGACAUUGUUGGCUCAUCGAUGUUUCAAAUUACUAAGAAGCUCACACGAACACGUUUGGAGUUGGAUAAAUGGCAAAAACAGGCCUUCAAAGGAAGGCAGCAACAAAUGCUCGGGAUUAGAGCAAGACUCAAAGAGCUGCUUGAUGUACAGCUAUCUGAAGCGGUACAGUUGGAGAAAAAGCAGUUGUUCACACGGCUACAAACUCUCCUUGCCCAUGAAGAGAGUUUUUGGCAGCAGAGAUCUAAAGUGGCUUGGCUAAAAGAAGGGGACCGGAAUACCGGUUUUUUUCACCGGAAAACGGCCAACAGAAGAAGGAAGAAUACCAUCUGUGGUCUGUAUAAUGCAGACGGUGAGUGGUGUGAAGAUGACGAGGGGAUGGAGAAAGUGAUAACAGAUUACUUUGACUCUAUGUUUACUGCCUCGGAUAUAGAUGUGGAAGCUAUGGAGACAACUCUAAAUGCUAUUCAACCAUGUGUUACUCCAACAAUGAAUGAGCAAUUGUGUGCUCAAUACUCUUAUGAGGAAGUAAAAUCUGCUCUAUUCCAAAUGUAUCCUACCAAGUCUCCGGGUCCUGAUGGGAUGCCUCCUCUAUUUUUCCAGCACUAUUGGGAAACGAUUGGACUGGAAGUUACUGAAGCAGUUCAAAAUUUUGUGCAUUCAGGUCAGCUACUGAAGCAAAUUAAUUUUACUCAUAUAUGUCUCAUCCCCAAGGUGCCUCAUCCGGAAUAUGUGUCAGAAUUGAGGCCUAUUGCCUUAUGCAACGUUAUUUACAAGAUUUGUUCGAAAGUUAUUGCUAACAGAUUGAAGGUGAUUUUGCCAACUUUAAUUUCUCCUUUCCAAAGUGCCUUUGUACCGGGGCGAUUGAUCACAGAUAAUAUCCUUGUGGCUAAUGAAGUGGCCCAUUAUGUGCACAACAAGAGGGGAGGCAGUGAGGGUGUUAUGGCUUUGAAGCUCGAUCUUAGCAAGGCAUAUGAUCGAAUGGAAUGGCUUUUCCUUAGAAAGGUCAUGGAGAGAUUUGGAUUCACUUCCAGUUGGAUUGACAUGGUGAUGCAGUGUGUAUGCUCUGUGAGAUAUUCUUUUUUGGUGAGAGGUAAACCUCGGGGACUUCUUGUUCCUAGUAGAGGGUUGAGGCAGGGUGAUCCUUUAUCACCUUACUUAUUUUUGCUUGGGGCUGAAGGUUUUUCCGCUUUGCUUCAACAAAAACAGGAGCUCGGUUUUCUGCCUGGGAUUGAGGUAUGUGAUGGUGCUCCUGCUGUUAAUCAUUUACUUUUUGCGGAUGAUAGCAUGCUCUAUGCAAAUGCAUCCUUAGAUGAUUGUUAUCAAAUUCAAGAUGUCAUUGAGACUUAUGGCAGGGCUUCUGGUCAGCUGGUUAAUUUUGACAAGAGUUCGGUGGUUUUUAGUAAGAACGUUUCUGACUACAUGAAGGAAGAGAUAUCUAGCCUUCUGGGGGUUGAGGAGGUGGAGUCUCACGAGAAGUACUUGGGGCUGCCAACUUAUGUUGGGAGGAAGAAAACCUCUACUUUUCAAUAUAUUAAGGAUAACUUGGCAAAAAGACUAGCUAAUUGGCAAGGUAAAUUGUUGAGUGGAGCUAGAAAGGAUAUACUCAUCAAGGUUGUGGCUCAGGCGCUGCCUACUCAUGCGAUGAGUGUUUUUCAAUUAACCAAGAAUUUUUGUGAUGACUUAGAACAGAUGUGUGCUCGGUUUUGGUGGGGAAGCUCUCUUGAUAAGAGGAAGAUUCAUUGGAAAACUUGGAAGGCACUGUGUAAUCCUAAGGAGGAAGGAGGGUUAGGCUUCCGAAGUUUGUCCAAUUUUAAUUCUGCAAUGCUGGCCAAACAGGCUUGGCGGGUGGUGAACAAUCCUAAUUGUUUGGUUGCUCGAAUUUUCAAGGCCAAAUAUUUUCCGGAUACUUCUUUUUGGUUAGCUACUCCUCAUGCGACCCCUUCCUUUUCAUGGAGAAGCUUAUUUUCCACAAGAGAACUGUUACGGCAAGGUUCUUAUUGGCAGAUUGGUGAUGGAAAUACCACUAAUAUAUGGGCUGACUGUUGGCUGCCAGGGGUGCCAGAGUUUAAACCUUUGGGGAACAAUGGUGCAAUUGAAGAGGUUGGACAGGUCCGAGAUCUCAUUACUAAUACAAGGCUAUGGAAUGUUCCCUUGAUUAGACGUCUAUUUCCUUUAGCUGAGGCAGAAGCUAUUUUGCGUCUCCCUUUUCGCAGAAGGGUUGUUCCAGAUAGAGUUGUGUGGCGGUUGGAGAAAGAUGGCAAGUUUACUGUGAAAACAGCUUACAGGUUUGAUUUCUCGUCUUCUAAUUCUAGAAGCCCAUUCCAAUUGUCUGUUGGUGUGAAUUUUUGGAAAAAGUUAUGGAAAAUUACUAUACCUAACUCUGCCAAGGUGCAUAUCUGGAGAGUUUGUCAUAAUAUACUACCCUCAAUGGAGAGGCUAGCAUCGAAAAGGGUAGAACUGGACUCCCAAGUUUGUGUACUGUGCUCUUCUGCUUUGGAGACAACAUUGCAUAUCUGUAGAGAUUGCCCUUACACUAAGCAACUGGUGCAAUCUAAUGGAGUUUUGACUCAGGUGUGUUUUAGUCCUCGUAUUGCCAAUUCCACAUUAUUAGAUUGGUUCAGUUAUUGCGUUUUUGAGCUAGCUUUGAAGGACUUGGGCGACUUGGUCUAUCUGCUUUGGGGAGUAUGGAAGGAACGAAAUUGUAGAGUUUGGGAAAAUAACAGUCUGCCUGCUAGUGAUGUGCUAAUCAAGUGCUUGACUAGGUUGAGUGCCUUCAGAUUUUACAACAUGAAGGUGGGGGUUGUACGUACAGUAAGGGUCGAGCGUUGGUCUGCUCCACCUGAGGGAUGGUGUAAGAUCAAUAUCGACGGGUCUUUUAAUCACAUAACAAAGAAUGGAGGCAUUGGUUUUGUUAUUAGGGAUCAUCAGGGUUUGAUGCUUGCUGGGGGAGGUCGACCGCUGUUUGGCCUUUUGUCUCCUGAACAUGCAGAAGUGUUAGCUUGUUCUAUGGCAGUCCAAUUUGCAGUUGAUAAUAAUUUCGUUCCAGCUUUCUUGGAAACAGAUUGUCAAAUCAUGCAGAGGCAAUUGUCUAUGAGGGUUGGAAUUAAUACCUCUGUCUUGGGUAGGCUAUAUGAGGAUCUUGGACUGGUGUUGGAAAGUCAAUCCAAUAUGCAGUUGAUUCAUAUUAACAGAAGUGCAAAUAAGGUUGCACACCUUAUGGCAACAAGAGCUUGCACUGAGUUGCACGAGUUCUUUUAUUUUUCUUCUCCUUCUUUUUUACUAGCUGCAUUAGCAGCUGAAGCUAUUUCCAUGUAA
Messenger RNA from Rosa rugosa (rugosa rose), 3630 nucleotides. RefSeq lists its product as uncharacterized. NCBI's taxonomy places the organism in Eukaryota, Viridiplantae, Streptophyta, Magnoliopsida, Rosales, Rosaceae. Gene Ontology annotation, molecular function: nucleic acid binding; RNA-DNA hybrid ribonuclease activity. The record is from RefSeq and is a predicted model, not a curated record. Bases 1 to 3630 code for a protein of 1209 amino acids. The transcript has a single exon.